Molecule: messenger RNA, 439 nt
Organism: Diorhabda sublineata
Lineage: Eukaryota; Metazoa; Arthropoda; Insecta; Coleoptera; Chrysomelidae
Exons: 3
Coding region: 36-428 (130 amino acids)
Source: RefSeq, a predicted model, not a curated record
UGAAACCAACUAAAUAAAUCAGAUAUUUUAAAAAGAUGACUAGGUGUGUAUAUAUCUUGUUGAUAUUCGUUUUAACAUUUUCUUGCGACUUUGUGUAUACUUUGCAAUGCUAUACAUGCAUGGAGAAAUUGAGAGGUAAUUGUUACUAUGGCUACACAGAAAACAUGAAAACAUUAAACUGUUCUGAAAGCACCGUAUGUGUCACAUAUCAGUCUGAAACUACUCAAGGAUCUCAUUCAUAUGUAUCAACAACGAGAGGAUGCGAAAAUCGGGAUAUAUGCAAUAUCAUCAAUGAAAAUAAACCCAGCACAUCCAAAUCAGUUUCUGUUCUAUGUGAAACCUGUAAUACAACUCUUUGUAACAGAGCUUUCAUUAAAUCCUCAUAUCUUAUAAUUAUAGUAUUAUGCAUAAGCUUGGCUAGUAUAUAAUAAGGAUACAA